Molecule: messenger RNA, 717 nt
Organism: Bursaphelenchus xylophilus (pine wood nematode)
Lineage: Eukaryota; Metazoa; Nematoda; Chromadorea; Rhabditida; Aphelenchoididae
Source: the annotation of a GenBank genome assembly
AUGCAUGCCUCAAUAUCAUCUCCGUCAUGCAAUCUCACAGGUCUUCACGAGACAGCGUUGGUUACGCUGAAACCCUCAGGAAUCGAGCGCCGAAACAGAUGUGAUCCGGAAGGCCGUUUAGUUCAUGACAAUUCAGUCGGAAGUUCGGUUGAUUUGAACGCGUUCGAUGUGUUGAGGCUCAGUCCAAAGGAUCGACAGAGAAAUUCGAAGCUGGAAGGUCAACUGAAAAAUGGGACGCAUUCGAGGGAUCAUGGAGUUUUGUUGACCUUCAACGAUCGUGAGUGUGCUUUUGAUUCGGUGUUUUUGAGUUUAGAACUGCAAUCUAACCUUGAUAUUAUUAUAAUUUCUCAAGUUUGAAAAUAAUUUUUCUAUUUUUUCAAUAGCCAAGAAUAGAUGGGGCAACUAUCAAUCUGUCGGGAAAAUAAUGUGGAUUUUUCGCAGCAAAAUGUCUCGUCACGUCGAAAUCAGCCAAAUUUCCCGCCGCGGUUAGCCAUCGAAAAUCUAUGACGGGUAACUCCAACUUGCAAAAAAUCCUCAUUAUUUUUCCGACAGACUGAUAAGAAUAAUUUUUUUGAACAUUCGAGCUUGGGUAGACAAACUGUCGAAAAAACCGCUUCAGCAAAAAAAUUUGUUUCAGAAUUAGCCGCUGCUCCGCAAUUUUCCGCCUCUCUGCGAUCACUCUCCUCCAUUCACAAGCAACAACGACGAUGCAGGUAA